Molecule: messenger RNA, 3314 nt
Organism: Cyprinus carpio (common carp)
Lineage: Eukaryota; Metazoa; Chordata; Actinopteri; Cypriniformes; Cyprinidae
Product: natural killer cell receptor 2B4-like
Exons: 8
Coding region: 548-1627 (359 amino acids)
Source: RefSeq, a predicted model, not a curated record
UAAAGUUCAAUUUUAAAUAUAUUUGGUAGAGUUAACUCAAUAAAAUUAAGUUGUUACAAUAUGUUCAAAAAUGGUUACUUUAGCUGAACAAAAGGCACAAAAAAGGCACUUAUCACUCAAUUCUGAACUUUCAAAUAUGAAAUAUCAUUCAUUUAAAUUUAAAAUAAAUAUUUCUGAUCAUUUAAAAGUCAUGUUCAUAUUUUUGUAACAAGUAGAGUUAGAUGAAGAUAAGACCUUGGACCUGUAUUUGAAGAAACUUAAAAGUGAACUUAUAUGAACAACCACACUUGCUCUCACAACUAGGGGCUAGUUUCCUGUGGUAGACGAUGUAGUUGCAGAAAGCAACAAGCUCCUCCUUUUUAUUUUCUAAGCUGCUUUUUUGACUUGGUUAGUAGCAGUUCUGGCAGUUACUCAGGUAACGGUAACAGGACUGGUUUUUAAGCAUAGACUAUAGUUUUAAAUGUGCUUAAAUUAAUAGAAAAGACAGUAUUCACAUAUUUACAUAGUGUAUGUCAUAUAUUCCAAGCAGAACAGGCUGUUUAUUGCAAUGGCUUUUGGUCAUCUGCUCAUGAUCUUCACCGCAGUGCUGAUCUCCAACAGAGCAUCCAUGUGCAAAGCUGAAAAUGCCGUCUCUGUGCAGACAGGAAGCUCUGUUCAACUGGAUAUACAGAUUGAUAAACUACUUCCUUUUGAUACACUGGUCUGGAUGAAUCAUGAAUCAGAAAAUAUUGUGACAUUCAGUAAGAAAACUGUAGAGACAGAGAUUAACAACUACAGGGUGGUUUUCAAUCAGUCAACAUUCUCUCUAACACUGAAGAACACGCAAAAGACAGACAGUGGACUCUACACAGCAGAAAUAUUUGGAUCUAAAAAUAUAAAUGUUGCUAAAUACAGAGUAUCUGUUAUAGAUCCAGUGGAUUCUCCUGUUCUUAACUGGACCAUCAUCAUGAUCGCUGUUAACUCCUGUAUUGUGAAUGUCUCAUGUAGUGGGCAUGAUCGUACAAUCAGAGAAAUCUACCACAGCAACAACUGCAGACAGAAGGAAAAUAUAUCAUCUGAAAUACAGACUCUAACCCUGUAUUGUAAAGAGGAAAUAGUUAUUUGUAACUAUAGCAACCCAGUCAGCUGGAAGAAUGACACGAUACAGAUUAAACACCUCUGUACACUUUAUCAAAAUGAGAAUCAACAGACAACAGGAGACAACAACAGUUAUUUUCCUCUACAUUGGCUCAUAGUCAUUGUUACAAGUGCUUCAUUGUUGAUUUUAGUUGCAACUGCUGUAAUAUACUGCUCUUACAAGAAUAAUAACAAAGGUGCCCAGCAGAAUGAUCAUACAAUCUAUGCUCAAGUUCAGCCAAAGAGCAAAGUACAAAGACCCCUGGAGAUGUUGGAGAAAUCAGCGAAUCCUCAAACUGUGUAUGGAUUUACACAAGAACACAGAAACCCUCAUAAUACCAUGCAGACAAUGUCCAGUUCUGAGAUACCAGAGGAGAUCCAAAAAAACAAUCACCCCAGCACAACCUACAGUACAAUUGGACCCCAAAAAACAUUGCUUUACACUGAAACGGACUAUACAGUUUAUUCAGUAGUGUGUAAAUCCUCAAAUGGCAGACCGCCUGUGUAUUAAUACAGUAGGUUAAUGUAAAAUUUGGCUGAGUAGGUACUGUGUUUGUCAAUAUAUCUUAAAUAUUUCAAUAGGACAUUCUUGUACAUUUCACACAUCAUGUACAAGCAUACAAAGUCAGUGCAAAUUACUGUUCAUUUGGGUAGACUCAAAAGCUGUCACUGUGGUGGUACCCUUAAGGUCUAAUAUGCAGACUUUAGGUCUUAGUUUUUAAUUGUUUUUAAUUGAAUUGGUGCAAUUUUCACACAAGCAAGUGGUGUACUCUCUGAAAGGGUACCGCUGAAGCUACAGCUUUAAACCUUUUUUUUCUGAGAGUGUAUAGUAGAUUUCUCAUUCGUAGUGAUGGAAGGGGUUACUGUGUCAUACAGGACCUUGUUGAAUGCUGAUUUCUGUACUUCAUUUGUGUUUGUUAUCAUGUGUAUAGCUUUUAAUUUUGUCGAUCAUGCUUUGCACUUUCAUUAAGUUUCCUUCUGCAAUCUGAAAUAUCCGUGAGUGUUGAGAAAGUUAAGUACACUAUUAAAUGGUUUCCUUAACAGCUGUGUUCUGGCUUUAGCCACUUGUUUGCACUGAAACAGCUCAUAAUAUUAAUUUUAUUGAUGGAGUAUGAAUGAAGAUGAGGUAUCACGUUGCUAUAACAUAUAUAAAAAUUAUAUACAACAGAAUUGGCAUAGCUCUGAUUCCAAACAGCUGAUAGAAUAAAACACAUGACUUGAUUACUGAAAUAUUAUCAGGAAUAAAUAAAUAACUAAAAUGAAAACUAGCCCUGACUAUUUACUUGUUUACCCAUUUUAAAAUUCUUGUCAAUUUCCAAACACAUUCCUUAAUGGUAAUCAUUCAAUCAAACACACCUGAUUCUAGGUCAUUAGCUCAUUAGUAGAGACAUAGAUAUGAAUAGGUAGAUGCUCUUUUGCUGUUUCUAUGGGCUGAUAUAUGUAAGCCUUCCGCCAUACUGGAAUAGCAAAAAGUAGGGAUGCACCGAUCCGAUACUGUGCAUACUGUAUACUAUUUUGUGUUAUUGUUAAACCCCACAAAAGACACAAAAACAUUAUAAAGCACCAUAAAAUUUCAUACACUAUAUUUCAAGUCUUCUGAAGCCAUUCCAUAGUUUAAUGUUAGGUAUAGAUUAUGAAUAUUUAAAGGCAGGGUAGGUGAUUUGGUUCAAAAACUUUUUGUCUAAGAUAACUGCUCCACCUAGUGGAAAUAUUGUGAACAAUAAAUACAUAAUAAAAAUAAAUAUAUGUAAAGGUCAAAAGGAGUUCCAUGGUUAAAAAGGUUCUAUGUAGCAAAUAUAUAAAUCUGAUAAACAAAGGCAUGAUACAUUAUUUAAAAAUAAAUAAUGUCCUCAGUAUCUAGAGACCAUGUGUUUGUUCAGACAGGGGCUCUGUUAAACUAGAUAUAGAAACUAAAACACUACCACACUAGUAGAUUAGUCUGGAUGAAUGAUAAAUCAGAAAAUGUAGUCAGAUUUUAAAAUCAAUCUGGAGAAAUCAAACCUCACAGUUCAUAUAAGGACAGUGGAUUUCAAUGACAAAACCUCUCUAACACUGAGGAACAUGCAGAAGACAGACAAUAACAGUAGGAAAACAAGAAAUACCUUAAAGAAAGUGACAUGACAUACAGCCAAGUAUGGUGACCCAUACUCAGUAUUCGUGCUCUGCAUUUAACCCAUGCAAAGAGCACACACACAGCA